CGCCGCAGCCGCUGCGCCGCCGCCGCCGCCGCCCGUGCCGGCAGUAUCCCGACGGAGCGCGUGCGGGCGGCUGGUGACGCCGGAAGCAGCCAUGCCUCGGCCCACGCGAGACACAUACGGCGACCAGAAGCCGCCCUACUCGUAUAUUUCGCUGACAGCCAUGGCUAUCUGGUCGAGUCCGGAGAAGAUGCUGCCUCUGUCCGACAUCUAUCGCUUCAUCAUGGACCGAUUCCCCUACUACCGCAACAACUGCCAGAAGUGGCAGAACUCGCUGCGCCACAACCUUAGCUUCAACGAUUGCUUCAUCAAGAUCCCGCGCCGGCCCGACCGGCCCGGGAAGGGCGCCUACUGGACCAUGCACCCCAAGGCGCUCAACAUGUUCGAGAACGGCUCGUUCCUGCGCCGGCGGAAGCGGUUCCGACUGGACGGCGAAGAGAAGGACACCCUGGCCACCGAGCUGCAGAACCUGGCCAACACGCUGAAGCGGAUCGAGCCCAGCUUCGAGCCCGGCUACGGGGCGCCGUACGCGCCGUACCCGGCGGCGCCACUGCUGCCGCCGCCGCUGCCGUCGGCGCCCGUCAGCUUCAGUCCGCCGGCGGCGGCGCCGCGCGCCGAGCGACCCAAGUCUUUCACUAUCGACAGCAUCAUGUCCUCGGACCGCGACCGGCCCGAGAAGGCGGCGGCGGCGGCGCCCGUGUCGUCAUCGUCGUCAUCCUCGGCGUCAGCGGCGGCGGCGACGGGCGUGAUGGCAGCACCGGCGGUGUCGGCGGCUUCAGCAGCUCGGCUGCAGUUCCUGCCCUACCCGCACCCGCUGCUCGGCUACCCGCUCGGCGGUGAGUUCGCCGGCCAGCCCAUCAAACCUCUGGCCACGCACCCCGCGCUGCUGCAGCCGCGGCUGCCGCUGCUGCCGCCAUGGGCUCUGCUGGCCGGCCCGCCGCCCGGACCAGCUGCCCUGGACCUCGGCGCCGCGCUGCGCCACUCUCUGGCCGCCCGCAGCCUGCUGUACUCGGCGGCGGCCGGCGUGGCGCCGCCCCCGCCGCCGCCGCCCCCGCCCAUGGCGGCCGCUGAGCUGACCCGACCUCAGGUCAGCCCGGCACUGAGACCGGCCGAUCCGCGACUGGGCGCCGCCGGAGAACAAGACACGGAGGUGGAUAUCGUCAGGUAAACGGGUCGGAGCGCAUCCUGCACCCCUUUGAGGUGCGCCAGUCCUCGCGAGAGCACCUCUGUCACGCGCCGGGUCCUUUUGUUGCAGUUGCACGGAGCUUUCUGUUACCAGUUGAAGCGUUAUUUAAAAGGAUAAUUUAUAAAUGUGCUAGUGAUGUUCCUGGGUUGACAGAAUGGCUCCAGCGGCCGGGUCGAAGCCUGGACAAUGUCCAGUGAGUGUGGUGUUUAUUGAUGGUGUCAAAAUCUAUGGUACAAUGUACAAUAUAAGUGGUA
Molecule: messenger RNA, 1437 nt
Organism: Amphibalanus amphitrite
Lineage: Eukaryota; Metazoa; Arthropoda; Thecostraca; Balanomorpha; Balanidae
Product: protein lin-31-like
Exons: 1
Coding region: 92-1165 (357 amino acids)
Biological process (GO): regulation of transcription by RNA polymerase II; cell differentiation; anatomical structure morphogenesis
Molecular function (GO): RNA polymerase II cis-regulatory region sequence-specific DNA binding; DNA-binding transcription factor activity, RNA polymerase II-specific
Source: RefSeq, a predicted model, not a curated record